Arachis duranensis is the source of this 456-nucleotide messenger RNA. RefSeq names its product secreted RxLR effector protein 161-like. The record is from RefSeq and is a predicted model, not a curated record. Bases 1 to 456 code for a protein of 151 amino acids. NCBI's taxonomy places the organism in Eukaryota, Viridiplantae, Streptophyta, Magnoliopsida, Fabales, Fabaceae. The transcript has a single exon.
AUGGAUUACUCUUCGAAGUUGACAAAAGAUGGGGGAGAACUACUGCCCUCCAAUACUAAGUAUCGAAAGCUCAUUGGCCGAUUACUCUAUUUAGCUAAUACUCAACCCGAAAUCAGCUUUGCUAUUGGCAAAUUAAGUCAGUUUCUUGAAGCACCAACCGAUGUGCACUUCAAGGCAGCAAUCCGAAUUCUCAAAUACAUCAAAGGAGCCCCAGCUAAUGGUCUAUUUUUUCCUACAAGCGUAGAUAUCACAAUCAUAGGAUUCUUAGAUUCAGAUUGGGCAGCUUGCCCAGACACUAGAAGAUCCACUACUGCUUAUUGUUUCUAUGUUAGAAGUUCCAUUGUAUCGUGGAAAAGUAAAAAGCAGACAACUGUAGUUGCCUCUUCUGCAGAAGCUGAGUAUCGGGCACUUGCAUCAGCUACUAGAAAAGCCAUAUGGAUAAAGAAGACCUGUUAG